Molecule: messenger RNA, 3371 nt
Organism: Mugil cephalus (flathead mullet)
Lineage: Eukaryota; Metazoa; Chordata; Actinopteri; Mugiliformes; Mugilidae
Product: toll-like receptor 2
Exons: 3
Coding region: 423-2870 (815 amino acids)
Biological process (GO): inflammatory response; immune response; toll-like receptor signaling pathway
Cellular component (GO): membrane
Molecular function (GO): triacyl lipopeptide binding; transmembrane signaling receptor activity; protein binding
Source: RefSeq, a predicted model, not a curated record
CCACGUAGACCACAACCAAACACGACUUCCAACCUACACAUACACACUCAGCCAAUAUUAAAGCAAACAACUAAAAAGGAACCAAGCCGCCCGUAAUACCAGAGAAGCACGGUAACUAAAAAGGAACCAAGCACAGUAUCGUGAUAAGAUGGGAUAAUUAGAUAAAGCUCAGUGGAACAAAAACAAUCCACCAACUGUCCUGGUUGUUGUGACCCACAUCAAAAUGUGCCACAAGGAGGAUGUCGCUCUGUUUCUCUGCACUUCCUCAUAAAACAGGAUUAAUGAUGUGACACAGGGAAACUAUUUCACUACAAACUAGUUGUGCCUAUCAGAGAAGACGCCCUCCUGUGUAACCGCACGGGCAAGAAAUUUCAUCCGUCAGCCGGACGGCCACAGUCAUCCAGGAACUCAAGAUCAAAUCAAUGGCUUUUCUCGUGUUUGUCCUGCUCGUCUUGCAGAGCGUCUCAGUGUGCAGGCCACAGUGUCCCCGCUGUGAACAAACGUCCUGUAACUGCUCGAGACUAAACCUGACGGAAGUCCCUGCUUCCCCCACGGAGCUCGUCUCCGAACUUGACCUCUCUUUCAACGGACUGGAGGAAAUCAAGAACGAUGACUUCCUUUCCUACGCCACCCUGAGGUCAUUGAUCAUGAGUUACUGCAAUAUCAGAACGAUCCAGAGAAAAGCGUUUGAUCCACUGAUUCAUUUGGAGAAAUUGGACCUGUCCUUCAACCAACUGGACACAUUGUCUCCCGGGUGGUUUGAGAACCUGACAUCUCUUCAGUAUUUAAAUCUUCUGGGAAACAAAUAUACUACACUGGGUGAAGGUGAACUUUUUGAGCCACUAAAGAAACUGAAGACCCUACAUUUGGGUGGACCUUUCUUUCACUCCCUGAAUAAAAGUGAUUUUUCCAGCCUGUUUCAUCUUGAAGACCUGUUUUUGGAUGGAAGGAAUCUGAAAGUCUACGCAAAUGAAAGUCUGACGACAAAACUUAGUCCAAUUAGCCACGUGACACUUGGUCUAAACGAUGCGUUUCACAGUGAUCCCUCGCUCGCACAGGCUAUACUGUCAGAUUUUACACACCCGAACACAAUGCUGACAUUGAGGGACACAUUUUUCUCCUUUGUCGCCCACACGCUCCUACUUAAAAGCGCCUGCGACAAUGGUAUUACAGGCAUUUACUUUAAAAAUGUUACCAUGUCAUCUAUAGCUAGUAUAGGGCUUCUGCACGUGGUGUCAAGCUCAGCUAUAACCAUGGUAGGAAUUGAAGAUACACAACUAUUAGAGUUCAACUACCUGGAAGGCUGGGAGGAAGAUCCAGAUGGUGUUGCACUGUUUCUGAACUUCCUGUCGUCACAUUCAGAUGGACUCCCCGAAAGCCUGGGACAGCUGGAGGCAGUCAUCGUCAAAAACGUUGACAUCACCUGGUUCUACCGUUUCCCUUCCCUCAAUUUCCUGUAUGUUGUGUUCAAAGUGGUGAGAAGGGUGUCUGUGCUGAACUCCAAGUUGUUUGCCAUUCCUUGUGAAACCACCACUGCCAUUCUCUCGAGUCUGGAGUUUCUGGACAUCAGCGACAACAUUUUGAGCGAUCUCGCUCUCAGUGACAUGAUGUGUGACGGCGCCGGUGUCCUUUUGAAUCUGCACACAGUCAACGUCAGCAGAAACCUGCUGCAGUCAUUCAACAGCCAUCUUUUCACCAAACUCGACCAGCUUGAGAACAUUGACAUGAGUGGAAACAUGUUUCAAGAUAUGCCCGAGACCUGCGACUGGCCACCGAGUCUCCUGUUCUUAAACCUUUCGUCCAAUCAUCUAAAGAAGGUGACGGCCUGUCUGCCUACGACCUUGCAGAUCCUUGAUCUGUCCGGAAAUGACCUGACCGAGUUCACCAUCGAGCUGCCCUUUCUCACCGAGUUACACAUUUCUGGUAACAGGAUAAGAGCUUUGCCAGAUGGACACUUCUACCCUCGCCUUGCCCUCCUCUCCAUCCAAAACAACGACUUACGCACGUUCAGCAGUAAGGAUGUUCACGAUUACAAGACACUGAAGAGUCUGGAGGCCGGUGCGAGCGCUUACAUCUGUUCCUGCGAUUUUGUGGCUUUCAUGACAAGCGACCCGACGAAUCAUGGAGUCCUGUUCGAAGAUGGCCUUACUUCCUACAUCUGUGGCUCCCCCGACGCAGAGAGGGGAAAGAGCGUAGCAGACGUGAGGUUGUCUGUGUUUGAGUGCCACGCAGUUAUAGCUUUUUCUUUACUCUGCACCGGCAUCCUGGUUACGUGUCUGCUCAUUUCAGGCCUGUGUUACAAGUUUGGCGUUUUGUGGUACAUGAGGAUGACCUGGGCCUGGCUGAGGGCAAAGAGAAAGCCAAAGCUGAAGAAGGGCGUGCUUGAAUACGACGCCUUUGUUUCCUACAGCGAAAUGGACUCCGGUUGGGUGGAGGCGCACCUGGUCCCGGCGCUUGAGCGGUCCGAACCGCCCCUCCAACUCUGCCUCCACAAGAGAGACUUUGUUCCCGGAGGGUGGAUCCUAGACAACAUCAUGGAUGCCAUAGACAAGAGCCACCGGACACUCUUCAUCCUCUCUCAGCAUUUCAUCAAGAGCGAAUGGUGCAAGUACGAGCUGGACUACACCCAUUUCAGGCUGUUCGACCAAAACGACGACACGAUUGUGCUGAUUCUGCUGGAGCCGGUGGACAAAGCAAUCAUCCCUAAGAGGUUCUGCAGGCUCCGGAGGAUCAUGAAUUCCAGGACGUACCUGGAGUGGCCUGGCGACGAGGACCAGAUCCCCGCGUUCUGGGAGAGUUUGCGAACCGCUAUUAAGAGACCGGAGACUUUCAAUGGAAAACACGCAAACGGAAAUGAGACACAGCUUUGAACGCUUUUGGGUUUCUUCUUGAUUCGUGAGCCACGUAUUGAAGUAAUAUGUUUUUCCUGCAGCAUUUACAUUAGCCUCAGGUAGAUAGCAGUAGUAGUAGUAGUAGUAUGCUAAGUCAUGAGAAUCAAGUGUAAAUAUUAAGAAUCAAAAUGUGAAGUCGACAAAGUUUGGUUGACAUCCCUAUUUUUUUGUUGUUCUUUUUUAAAAUUUUAUGUCUGUACAAGAUGAUUCGAGAUACGUGCUCUUUCUGCUUUUGACUAAAUCUAGAAAUGUUCAUUUCUCACCGUGUCAAAAUAGCUUGUCACCAUCACCUACAAUUUAAAGCUUAAAUACGCUGUAGACAAACAUCUAACCUGCGAUGUGUGAUUAAUUGAUUUAUUUCAGAUAUUCUCGCAUUUUAACUGAUCAUUAGUUUACAUAUAAACACACAAACCUGAUUGCUCAUGUCUGAAACGUGCUUUAAGUUUGAUGGAUCGAACAAAAUAAAUGCAUUAGAAAGUU